Oryzias latipes (Japanese medaka) is the source of this 3397-nucleotide messenger RNA. It is a transcript of the gene vgll3, whose product is annotated as vestigial-like family member 3. Gene Ontology annotation, biological process: regulation of DNA-templated transcription. Lineage: Eukaryota; Metazoa; Chordata; Actinopteri; Beloniformes; Adrianichthyidae. Gene Ontology annotation, cellular component: nucleus. The record is from RefSeq and is a predicted model, not a curated record.
CACCAAUGGGGGACCUUUCUGUGUGGAGUUUGUGGAGUUUUCCCCAAAAACAUGCUUAAUAGGUUAAUUGGUCACUGUAAAUUGUCCAUAUGUGUGAAUUUGAGAGUGAAUGGGUGUGUGAUAUGCGACAGACUGGUGACCUGCCCAGGGUAUCCCCUGCCUUCUCCCACAAGUGGCCAGGAUAGGCUUUGGCAGCCCCAUGACCCCCAAAAGGGAAAAAACAGAUUAGAAAAUGAAUGAAAAAAGUGAUAUAAACUAGUGAAAAAUAUUUGCACAUGAUUAUGUUCUGAAUGGUUGUGUAUUAAAUGUUACUUCUCAGAGAUGAGGGACAUGCACAUUGUGUUGCAAGUAUACGGUAAAAUCUGAGACUAAGAAAGACUCUAUAUAUGUCUGUGGCUUUACUGGAAAGUUCUAAAAACAAAACAAACAAAAAAACAGAAACAUGUUUUUAACCCUUGUGCUAUCUUAGAUGACCCCACCCUUACUUUGACGUGUUCUCCCUACCAUGACAAAGGUGGAUAAAGGUGGAAAGAUUUCAUGCAAUCCAUGGACACCAGUGAAGAUCACAAAUCAUUGAAGAAAAAAGGUUCAGCGCACUGUUUAGUCGGUCUAGAUGACCCAGCUCCCAAUGUUAAAAUGCCUAGGAUAGCACAAGGGUUAAUCAUCUACUAAAAAACAGUCCAUUUACAAUAUUCUUUGAGGAAAGUGGUUCGAUUUUGAAAAACACUGUGAAUCCCCUCAAGUACCAUGCUUUCUUUAAAAAUACAGUUACUAAAACUCAACUUUUCACUUUUGCAAUUAAUCAGCCACAUUUACAGUAGAAUUUCAAUGUCCUGGCACAUCUCAGUUCCACCUUGCUUUGUAAAUGUCAUAUGCAACUUGUCAAUAGAUGGCAGCAAACAGCUGAAGUCCAAAAAUAAAGUUGAAGAGAAAUAAUAAUAAUUAUUAUUUGUAUUAAUGUUUUUGUUGUUGUUGGGAUGAUUUCAAUAAUUUUUCACUCUGGAAGGGGUUCAAAUAAUUUCAUAGACCUAUAGUUUAUUUGCAUUUUUUGCACAAAAGUAAGCAAAUCCUACAUUCAUAUCUUAAGAGAACAAUUGUCACAGAAACAUUUUAACUGCAUUUAUUUUGUAGGUAAGACAAAAAGUGGAAAGUGUUUUCUAUUUUUUCCUGAUUAUCUGUAGGUUGUUUGAUUUUUUUUAUGUCACAUAAAAUAUAAUAAACAGUGAAAAAAAUAAUGAGAAUAGGUUAAACCGUUAUCCGAAGAUGCAUUGAAAGGUGGAACCUGUUAUUGAGGGAACACUUGGGAUCUGUGGCUUGAAUCCAGACCAGGCUUAAAGUCAGUCUCACAUUUUGGGCCCCGAGAUUCAUAUAAGUCCUUCCAAAUUCCACUGCGCCAUACAGACCCGUCCCCGAUGGGCGUGCGUAAUGGUCACAGCCCUCUCCAAAUAUAACUCCUCUUUCAAAACAGAGGGAGAGAAAAGGGAGUACGGAAUUCUAGCCCAAUCAAAAGCGGUUUGAACUCUUGCCAGGCCAGACUUUUGUUUCCUGGCAAUAGAGUUCAUCUUUUAGCUUUUUGAUUCAUUUUGUGGCCCCGGAUGGUCCUGGUGCACUGCACAGCGGGAGGCGCAUUGUUUUCAUGCAAACUGCUCGACAUGGUCAUUGUAUACGUUUGGGCAUAUAUGGAGGCGCUCUUGGCUUGGAGGACACUGCCCGUCUAAAGUCUCAAUGAGAGUUGCCCACAGUUGUUCCUCUCCUCUGACUCCCUCUCUUUUUUGAUUAAUUUGCUCCCUCGCUAUGAGUUGCCUGGAUGUGAUGUUCCACCAGAACUAUGGCGCGCACUAUCUCCCUGCGGCGGCGUACAAGACGACGUACCACAACCACCAUCCGCAGCAACAACAGAGGAAGCUAAAUGUUUACAGUAAGAUGCAAGAGUGCAUGGAGCAACAGCAGCAAGGAGGAGGAAGAGGGAUGCUGCCCAGGGAUCAGGGCCUCCUGGAAGGUUCUGGAGUUGCUGAUUUAGGAAACAUAUCACCAACCACUUUGGAGCUCAAAGACAGUUGUCAGCCUGCAGAAGCAGAGUACCUAAGCUCUAGGUGUGUGCUAUUUACCUACUUUCAAGGCGACAUUGGGGAUGUGGUGGAUGAACACUUUUCCCGCGCUCUAAGUCAAUCCAGCACAUUCAGCGGUGAGACUAAACCUAUCAGAACUACUCAACCCUCUGCAGCUGCAAAUUUAUGGAAAGACGGCGAUUCCCGAUCAGAUGGUCAAGGCAGCUCGGCUUGGAACAACACUUUUACAUCCCAAAGCAGUUCUUGCCUCCCUACUGUCUCUAUCUCACUCCACCCAGAAGUCUCCUCCAGCCCUGUGCCUUUCAGUCCUCCGGAUGGAGCCUUGUGGGCUGGCCAUGUGCUUUCCCAGGCCAGCCUUCCUUCUGCAGCUCCAUUCUCCGAGAGCUGGACCUACAGUCUGAGCCCCCAGAACACGAGCGCCUACUCCAAUGUCCACGACGUCUAUCAUCCUCACGUUCGUUCCCACAUCCACACCAGACACCAUCACUCCAUGCUUCACACUUACUCACCCCACAGCCCAACACUGGAUCCCAGAUUCAAUGCAUUGUUGCUGCCUGGUGUAAGGAGCCAAAGUCAGUCCACCUCCAGCACCAGCAGCUCCCCACACAGCGAGGUGGUGAAAACAGAGAUGGAUCCCAGCAGUCCCAGUCCCAUUCCUGCAACCUCUGUCACCUGGACCCCUUCUUCUCUCCAUGGUUCUCUGUAUGACUCAGCUCUUGAUCAGACCAAAGUAAAGACGUCAGUUUGGUUCUAACUGAUGUGAUUCAGAUGGAAAAGCAACUUGAACCAAAAAUGAUUGAAAUGUCUGUUUGGCUGCCACACCAGCUCAGUAAUGUCAACUUUACAUGCAAAUUAGCCAACUGUAGCUUUACCCGUGCAUCACAGAAUGUCCUCAGAAAUAUUUUCAGGAUGAACUCAGGCUUGGACUCAGACAUUGAUGCUUUUGAGGGCAUGUAACAACCCAGUCUCAUCCAAAAAUGUGUAGUACCAUGUAAAGACGCAAAGAAUGAUUUUACAAAAGACUACUAGCUUUAAAUACAGUAAAGCCUUCGUGCUGUUGAUACACCAAUGUGAGAAUAAAUGUGAGAUUGAGUAGUUCUGUUUCAAGAGCUGGAUGUCUGAUCCACAUUGUGUUUUUUUUUUUUUGUUUUGUUUUUUUAAUUGCUGUAAAUUGCUCAGUGUGCAUGCACUCUUUCAUGCCAAACUGUUGUGUGCCAGAUAAAUUCUGCUAUUCUUGCUGCUUGGUUGCCACUAUUUGUUGUUGUGUGUGUAUAUACUGGUUCAAUGUGACAAAUUAAUACAUUUAUUAAACUGUUUAUGAAAAUCAA